Puma concolor (puma) is the source of this 3210-nucleotide messenger RNA. The record is from RefSeq and is a predicted model, not a curated record. NCBI's taxonomy places the organism in Eukaryota, Metazoa, Chordata, Mammalia, Carnivora, Felidae.
AUGGAGAGGUACACCAAACCACUCACCUUUGCUGACUGCAUUAGUGAUGAGUUGCCACUAGGAUGGGAAGAGGCGUAUGACCCACAGGUCGGAGACUACUUCAUAGACCACAACACCAAAACCACUCAGAUCGAGGACCCCCGGGUGCAAUGGCGGCAGGAGCAGGAGCACAUGCUGAAGGAUUACCUGGUGGUGGCCCAGGAGGCCUUGAGCGCGCAGAAGGAGAUCUACCAGGUGAAGCAACAGCGCCUAGAGCUCGCACAGCAGGAGUAUCAGCAGCUGCACGCCGUCUGGGAGCACAAGCUGGGCUCCCAGGUCAGCUUGGUGUCGGGUUCGUCAUCCAGCUCUAAGUAUGACCCUGAGAUCCUGAAAGCUGAAAUUGCCACAGCAAAAUCCCGGGUCAACAAGCUAAAGAGAGAGAUGGUUCACCUCCAGCAGGAGCUGCAGUUCAAAGAGCGUGGCUUUCAGACCCUGAAGAAAAUCGAUAAGAAAAUGUCUGAUGCUCAGGGCAGCUACAAACUGGAUGAAGCUCAGGCUGUGUUGAGAGAAACAAAAGCCAUCAAAAAGGCCAUCACUUGUGGAGAAAAAGAAAAGCAAGAUCUCAUUAAGAGCCUCGCCAUGCUGAAGGACGGCUUCCUCAUCGACAGAGGGUCCCACUCUGACCUGUGGUCCAGCAGCAGCUCUCUGGAAAGUUCAGGUUUCUCACUGCCGAAACAGUACCUGGACGUGAGCUCCCAGACAGACAUCUCGGGAAGUUUUGGCGCAAGCAGCAACAAUCAGUUGGCAGAGAAGGUCAGAUUGCGCCUUCGAUAUGAAGAAGCUAAGAGAAGGAUCGCCAACCUGAAGAUCCAGCUGGCCAAGCUUGACAGUGAGGCCUGGCCCGGAGUGCUAGACUCCGAAAGGGAUCGGCUGAUCCUCAUCAAUGAGAAGGAGGAGCUGCUGAAGGAGAUGCGCUUCAUCAGCCCCCGAAAGUGGACCCAGGGGGAGGUGGAGCAGCUGGAGAUGGCCCGGAAGCGGCUGGAGAAGGACCUGCAGGCAGCCCGGGACACCCAGAGCAAGGCGCUGACAGAGAGGUUAAAGUUAAACAGUAAGAGGAACCAGCUGGUGAGAGAACUGGAGGAAGCCACCCGGCAGGUAGCAGCUCUGCAUACCCAGCUGAAAAGCCUCUCAAGCAGCAUGCAGUCCCUCUCCUCAGGCAGCAGUCCUGGAUCCCUCGCAUCCAGCCGGGGCUCCCUAGCCGCCUCUAGCCUGGACUCCUCCACCUCAGCCAGCUUCACUGAUCUCUACUACGACCCCUUCGAGCAGCUGGACUCGGAGCUGCAGAGCAAGGUGGAGUUUCUGCUCCUGGAGGGGGCCACGGGCUUCCGGCCCUCAGGCUGCAUCACCACUAUCCAUGAGGACGAGGUGGCCAAGACCCAGAAGGCGGAGGGGGGCAGCCGCCUGCAGGCCCUGCGCUCCCUGUCUGGCACCCCGAAGUCCAUGACCUCCCUGUCCCCCCGCUCCUCACUCUCCUCUCCGUCCCCGCCCUGCUCCCCUCUCAUUGCUGACCCCCUGCUGGCUGGAGAUACCUUCCUGAGCCCCCUGGAGUUUGACGACCCGGAGCUGAGUGCCACUCUUUGUGAACUGAGCCUUGGCAGUGGCACCCGGGAGAGGUACCGGCCGGAGGAACCAGGAAUGGAAGGCAAACAGUUGGGCCAAGCUGUGAAUACAGCCCAGGGGUGCAGCCUGAAAGUGGCCUGUGUGUCAGCUGCUGUGUCAGAUGAAUCCGUGGCCGGGGACAGUGGUGUGUAUGAGGCUUCUGUGCAGAGACCGGGUGCUUCAGAAGCUGCCGCUUUUGACAGUGACGAAUCCGAAGCAGUGGGUGCAACCCGGGUUCAGAUUGCCCUGAAGUACGAUGAGAAGAAUAAGCAAUUUGCAAUAUUAAUCAUCCAGCUCAGUAACCUUUCUGCUCUGUUGCUGCAACAAGACCAGAAAGUGAACAUUCGUGUAGCUAUCCUUCCCUGCUCUGAAAGCACCACCUGCCUGUUCCGGACCCGGCCCCUGGAUGCCUCAGACACUCUCGUGUUCAAUGAAAUGUUCUGGGUGUCCAUGUCCUAUCCAGCCCUUCACCAGAAGACCUUAAGAGUUGAUGUCUGUACCACCGACAGAAGCCAUCUGGAGGAGUGCCUGGGAGGCGCCCAGAUCAGCCUGGCUGAGGUCUGUCGGUCUGGGGAGAGGUCGACUCGCUGGUACAACCUCCUGAGCUACAAAUACUUGAAGAAGCAGAGCAGGGAGCCCAAGCCAGUGGGAGCCAAGGUCCCCACCCCAGGUCCUGAAAGCACGGAUGCCGUGUCUGCUCUGUUGGAACAGACAGCAGUGGAGCUGGAGAAGAGGCAGGAGGGAAGGAUCAACACACAGACCCUGGAAGACAGCUGGAGGUACGAGGAGACCAGCGAGAACGAAGCAGCAGAGGAGGAAGAGGAGGAGGGAGAGGAGGAUGUUUUCGCUGAGAAAGCCUUGCCGCAUAGGGAUGAGUGCCCAGCAUUAAAGGUGGACAAAGAGACCAACACAGAGACCCCGGCCUCAUCUCCCACAGUGGUGCGGCCCAAGGACCGACGGGUGGGCACACCAUCCCCAGGGCCGUUUCUUCGAGGGAGCACCAUUAUCCGCUCUAAGACCUUCUCCCCAGGACCCCAAAGCCAGUAUGUGUGCCGGCUGAACCGAAGUGACAGUGACAGCUCCACGCUGUCCAAGAAGCCACCUUUUGUUCGAAACUCCCUGGAGCGGCGCAGUGUCCGGAUGAAGAGGCCUUCAUCCGUCAAAUCCUUGCGAGCUGAGCGCCUGAUCCGCACAUCACUGGACCUUGAGCUAGACCUGCAGGCGACCAGGACCUGGCACAGCCAGCUGACUCAGGAGAUCUCAGUGCUGAAGGAGCUCAAGGAGCAGCUUGAACAAGCCAAGAGCCAUGGGGAGAAGGAGUUGCCACAGUGGUUGCGUGAGGACGAGCGCUUCCGUCUGCUGCUGAGGAUGCUGGAGAAGCGGAUGGACCGAGCAGAGCACAAGGGUGAGCUUCAGACAGACAAGAUGAUGCGGGCAGCUGCCAAGGAUGUGCACAGGCUUCGGGGCCAGAGCUGUAAGGAGCCCCCGGAAGUGCAGUCUUUCAGGGAGAAGAUGGCAUUUUUUACCCAGCCUCGGAUGAAUAUCCCGACCCUCUCUGCAGACGAUGUCUAA